Molecule: messenger RNA, 2301 nt
Organism: Postia placenta MAD-698-R-SB12
Lineage: Eukaryota; Fungi; Basidiomycota; Agaricomycetes; Polyporales; Adustoporiaceae
Exons: 10
Coding region: 1-2301 (766 amino acids)
Source: RefSeq, a predicted model, not a curated record
AUGGGCAUCCAUCACGCAUUGCUUUACUUCGCCAAUCGUCUGCUUCCACACCAGCGCUCGGGAGCAAUGUCGAGCCUCAUAAAGUGUGUGAACAGCAUAUCUGGGUUCGCGCCAGCCUCCCUAGAAGGACCCAGCGAGUGGAUGGGCGAAUCUAUACUUUUGGAGGAAAUCAAGGUGUUCGACCGUGAUGGACAAGCUGCUCAGGACGCUGAUGUACUAUCAGUACAGAGCCAAAUCGGCAGCGAUGGAAAAGGUGGUGAGCCAAACGAAGCAAACGAAGCAGACGCUGGCGGUAGGGCUUCAGUCACAUAUGAACCGCUGCCCGCAGAGAGCAAGCUCGACGAAGAGCUAGUGAGGAAGGUGCUAUGGGACGCGCUCGAAACAAAACAAAAACCAGACGACGCACGGGCGAAGUGCGCGAAGGAGGUGUGGGAGUUCGAGGAGUCGUUGGUGGAGAAGUGGAAAGAGGACAUCAAUAACCUGCUGCUCUUUUCAGGUCUAUUCUCUGCCGUCCUCACCAGGUUCAUUGUUCCGUUCUAUGUCGCCCUCGCCGUCACUCAAACACUCAUUUCUAUGUCCGUCCAUCUCAGUGUUGUCGCGGCCGAUGCGGGACACACCGCCAUCGCUAACUGGUUAAUCUCCCUUUCCGCCGACUCCCAGUCCUCUCCUGGACCAUCGUCCACGACCGUUGCUGUAGCCGUGCUGUGGUUUGCUGCAUUGAUUAUCAGUCUUGGUGCGGCGUCGGUGGCGAUCUCCAUUAGCCAAUGGUUGCACCACCACGUCAAUGGCACUUCCAAGGCGUCGCAGGGAAGCGUCCGUGUGUGGUUCUUCCGCCGUCGAGGAUUGACGCGCUGGGGCGUCGAACAAGCUGUAACUGUUCUUCCGCUUCUGCUGCGAUUUGCUCUUGUCCUCUUCCUUGUCGGCCUCGACAUCCUUCUAUGGACUCUCAGUACUGCAUGGUGGUUCUUCCGUUUCUGGAGAUGGACCAUGGGAAAGCUGGAGAACUCGCGGUUCAAUCCUAUCCACCGGCGUGUCCGCGUAGACCGUGGUCAUGAAUAUGUCAUACGCAGGAUAUGGAACUGCUGCUGUCGGAUAGAGGAAUGGCGACUCAUGCGGGAUCUGCCUCCUUUGAGCGACUGGCGAGAGCUGGAUAACUUCUGUAUGCAGACCCUGGAGGAUGACAACAAAAUCCAAAUGAGGAUGCUUGCCGAGGCCGACUCAUGUGUCAUGGACGAGUCAUUCCUCAGCACCGUCGUCCGACCUUGUCUGCAGCAAGCUGAUAUCAGCGAAGCGCUUCCUACAUUCUACAAAAUCUUGGAUCGCCGAGCGCACGAUCAUGACGAAGACAAUACGACAUUAUGGUGGGCCGCGGAGCAAGAUCAUCAAGCCGUCGGCACGUUGGGGCACAUGUCAAUCGACAUCUUCAACAAGGUCACAUCUAGCAAUAUGAACGAUAAGAAACGCGAGCAAAAGCGCAUCUUGAAGCUCGUUAAUAGUCUUCUGGGUGCCAUGCCGAGGACGAUGCCCAUGCGACGAACCUCUGACGAAGUUCGGGUCUAUAUCGCCCCGCUCGUCGUUCGUUACUAUCCGAAAUUCAACGAUGGCCACGUCGACAAAAGUGAUAUCCAGACAGUGCUCACACUCCUUCCAAUCGCUCUCAGGGAGCUCAGCAUCGUACAGUUCUUGCAAUAUGCGUCAUCUGCAUUCCAUUGGGCUGCCCGUUGUGGCAAGAUACCUGUGCCAUUCGGCAUGGAGAUGGUGGCUCAGGAAAGCAGAGAAACAGAUGCAUGGGCGCAUGCUGAUACAGUCUUCAAAGCAUGUGCGUGCCUGGCCACGCAGGACGCCAGCCUCCUCACGAAGGAUAUUGUCGACGCAUUGGCCGGAUGUGCUGCACGGUGCCCUCCGGACAAUGUCCGGCUCCUACCGAGGUUGCUUUAUACGGAGGAUGGGGAGGUGACAGUCAAGUCGCGGUCAAGAGCAGCGAGAGGGGCAUUGUGGCGUGUCGUUAUCCUGCGCACUUUAACGGCGAGACCUAUUAUCGCAAUCACAGUUUUCCGACUCCUCAUCCGAGCUGUCCAGGGGCUCGUCUUCGAUGGUCGGAUCAUCCUCUUGCGGGGGCGCACGCCGAGCACAACCAUUGCAAUGGGGGCCUUUCUCAGGUGUUAUUACUCCGUCUUCUUCGUGAACGCCAAUUCUGAAGUCUAUCUGGAAGCGUUCGAGCGACUCGGGAAGCUUGCAGAUGGCUUCGCACAGCCAUUCACAACUGAUAGAAUGCUCGUCGAGGAAUAUCGUGAGGUCUAG